GGUGCGCGCGCCCUGGGUGUCCAGCCCUCUCUCCUCGCGCUGUGGACGCGGCCCCUUCAGCUCUUCUGCGUGUCCGUGUCACAUUCAGUCACAGCGUCACCCACGCCACAGAGACCCCGGGAGUGGCUCCGAACCUCGAGAGAAGACACGAGCAGAAAAGUAUCCCGUGGGAAAAGGGGGACAUUUAAAGGCGCUAGGUUCACUUUAGGCAAGCUAACGUGACUCCACCCGGCAUCUCACCGCCCCGCCGGACGGAAGACAUCCGCGUACCGCUGCCCCGGGAGUCGAGUGGGACGUUUGCUUUUCCCUCCCCAGCAACAUGGCAUCCAAUGACUCGCGGCUCCAGCAGCCGCCGUCCCAGAAGGACGCGGCCGACCAGAACUUUGACUACAUGUUCAAGCUGCUGAUCAUCGGCAACAGCAGCGUGGGGAAAACGUCCUUCCUGUUCCGCUACGCCGACGACUCCUUCACCUCCGCCUUCGUCAGCACCGUGGGCAUCGACUUCAAGGUCAAGACCGUCUUCCGCAACGACAAGAGGAUCAAGUUACAGAUCUGGGACACCGCAGGGCAAGAGCGCUACCGCACCAUCACCACCGCCUACUACCGAGGAGCCAUGGGCUUCCUGCUCAUGUACGACAUCACCAACCUGGACUCCUUCACCGCAGUCCAGGACUGGGCGACGCAGAUCAAGACGUACUCCUGGGACAACGCUCAGGUGAUCCUGGUUGGGAACAAGUGUGACCUGGAGGACGACCGGCUGGUGCCCCUGGAGGACGGCCAGAGGCUGUCUGAGGAUUUAGGUUUCCAGUUCUUCGAGGCCAGCGCCAAGGACAACGUCAACGUGAAGCAGGUGUUUGAGUGCCUGGUGGACGUCAUCUGCCAGAAGAUGAACGAGAGCAUGGAGGGGGACAUGGGCCUCGAGGCCAACCACAGGAACCAGGCCCUUAAAGACUCGCCGUCAGAGAGCCACGGGGGCUGCGCGUGCUAAACCAGCCGGCUUCUUAGCCACACACACACACACACACACACAAUCAUACCUGGAGAAUUUUUCCUCUCGGUGCCUCGAGCACCUUCUUCAUCGGUCUGUCACCUUAAAGGUGCCCCUCUUUCUGUCUCUGUUUUCCAACCACGGGCUCUGGGGGGAGCUGAUGGUCCACCAAAGCCUGUGCAGCCCUGCCGCCUCAGUAACGCCUCGCGUUGCACAACGCUCCCUUCACACACAUGCACACACACACGCGAUGACACACUCGUAGUCGCCACUCGGUCGGCGUGUCGUGCCUCGGCCCCCUCGCUCACCUUUUUGUGCCACUCCGUCUUUAACGGCGUCUGUCGUAAAACUUGCAUUCACCACCACGAUUAAACUUGUUCACUGACAUUAUUUUUAACUGUUUGGUAGAAAUGCACCUGUGUGUGUGUGUGUGUACCCUGAUGUCUGUGAAGGAUAUACCCUUCAACUGUGGUGCUCCCACUAUUGGGAAAAACAUGGAGCUGAUAGUUAAAGGCCAUUUUUAGAGCAUUUAUUAGCAGUUAAAAACUAUUUGCAAAGACCUAUUUGAGCAGUGAAUUAAGUCCUUCUUUGUGCGUGGUGAUCCGAGCUGACGUAGCUUCCGCCCUCCGGCUCCCAGGGGAACCCUGUUGGCCCUGUUGCAAUUGUUUGUGCUGUUAGCUCAUCAUAGAUGAAGGCGCUGAGCCUUUGUCACUCAACCUGUGACCACUGCCACUUGAAGUGAACUCACACACACACACACACACACACACAAACACACACACCUAGACACCAGAAAACUGUUUCCUGAUGAAGUAUUUUGAUUGCACCACAAAAUGGUUAUUUGUCCUUUCCGGUGUGAUUGUCCGUGUGCCGAUUACUGACUUGUCAUUUGAUAUUUUAACCAUAACCUCUGGCCAACAAAAGCUAUUGUUUGAAUAUCCCAUAGCUGAUAUAAUCGUCUCCUUCGCACCCCUUUGAGGCUUUACUACGAGGAAUCUGUGUGCAACAAUCAUGACACUAUGUUUGUAUUUCAGCACUCCGGCCUUUGCAGGUUUGCGAUGUAUUCAAACUGAAUGGAGGGGCAUCACAGAGCUCAUGAUAUCCGAAAUAGUUUGCAAAAGGAGCUCACAAGGUCAACUGCUACUUGAAAAUGUUAAAUGUGCUAAACUGUCCAGUGAUAUUUAAUAUUUAACCACUUUUCUGCCAUAUGGAGAAACUCCUGACUGACGCUUUUAUAUAAAUCCAGUCAGUAGCUGUUAGUCUGGGGCUUUGUUCUUUCUCUCUUGUGUGUGUGAUCUAUUUGUUGUCAUGUUUCGCAUUCCUGAUUGGUCGCUUUCUAAAAGAGGGGCGAUCACAUGGUCAUUUUUUUUUACUUUGUGAAUGUGUAAGAUGGAAGCAUUGUGGGGCCCAAAAUGCAGCCUCCAAACGAGAAUAAAUUGAGAUUCUACGAAACGUGUAUAUGAAAAUAAAGAAUAUAUUCAUUACAAAUGGAA
This is a messenger RNA of Pungitius pungitius (ninespine stickleback), 2481 nucleotides long. RefSeq names its product RAB3D, member RAS oncogene family, b (gene rab3db). Gene Ontology annotation, biological process: regulation of exocytosis; protein secretion; protein localization to plasma membrane. Gene Ontology annotation, cellular component: endosome; synaptic vesicle; plasma membrane. The record is from RefSeq and is a predicted model, not a curated record. The transcript has 5 exons. Gene Ontology annotation, molecular function: GTP binding; GTPase activity; myosin V binding. NCBI's taxonomy places the organism in Eukaryota, Metazoa, Chordata, Actinopteri, Perciformes, Gasterosteidae. Bases 320 to 988 code for a protein of 222 amino acids.